AUGAGCGGAGUAGCAAAUAAAGACAGAGGCAUCACGACAACUGCAGAGGGAUCUGAGGAAGCACCUGGGACAGUCACCGGGAAGACAGGCCCAUUCCCAGAUGACGGUGGUUGUCGAGGCAUCGAUGAUCUUGAAAGGGCGUCGAUUUCCAUCGGUUCCAGGACCGGCAUUGAUGGAGCAGGGCCUGCAGGAGCCGGAUGCAGUGGGGGCUGUUGUGUCCAGGUGCACGCGCGCACGCACACGGGGGAGAAGCCGCACCAGUGCGCCGAGUGCGGGAAGUCGUUCAGCCAGCUGCGCAACUACAAGUACCACGUGUCGGUGCACGCGGGCACGCAGGAGUUCGCCGCCGUCUGCCCCGAGUGCGGUAAGGUGUUCAACGACCGCGGCUACCUCAGCUCGCACAUGAAGAUCCACCGCAACCGCAAGGAGUACGCCUGCGCCGACUGCGGGCGCCGCUUCAACCAGCGAGUCGCCUACAACGCGCACGUGCGCAUACACACGGGGGAGCGGCCGCACGCGUGCACGCUCUGCGACAAGGCCUUCACGCGCUCGGUACUACUCAAGCAGCACAUGCGUAGGCACACCGGUGAGAAGCCCUUCACCUGUGAGGUGUGUGGGAAGCAGUUCGCGGACCGCAGCAACAUGAUGCUCCACCUCCGGCUGCACUCUGGCAUCAGGCCGUACAGCUGCGGAGAGUGCGGCAAGGCGUUCACCAAGAAGCACCACCUCAAGGCGCACAUGUCCUGCCACACGGGCCUGCGGCCCUACGCCUGCGACCGGUGCGGCACGCGCUUCAGCCAGUCCAGCAACAUGCGCACGCACCGCAAGAAGUGCACCGCGCCGGGGCCGCCUCCCGGUGGCGGCGGGGGUAGCGGGGGCGGCGGCGGCGGCGGGUCCGUGGUCAGGGCGCCGAGCACCAGCGUCAUCAUGCGCGUGUCGGGCGAGUUGGUGCAGCACGUGCUGCAGUGCACCGACGAUGCAGCCGCCGCCGGCGGCCGAAACGUCACGCUUGCUGGCGACGCCGCUAUGUCCCUCGGGGCUCCGUCAGCCACCCACACAGCAUAA
Messenger RNA from Schistocerca nitens (vagrant locust), 1065 nucleotides. Its product is annotated as gastrula zinc finger protein XlCGF8.2DB-like. Gene Ontology annotation, biological process: regulation of transcription by RNA polymerase II. The record is from RefSeq and is a predicted model, not a curated record. Gene Ontology annotation, molecular function: RNA polymerase II cis-regulatory region sequence-specific DNA binding; DNA-binding transcription factor activity. Bases 1 to 1065 code for a protein of 354 amino acids. NCBI's taxonomy places the organism in Eukaryota, Metazoa, Arthropoda, Insecta, Orthoptera, Acrididae. The transcript has 3 exons.